AUGGCGGCGGAGGACUGUGAUGCUGUGAACAUGGACCCUGACAUGGAAAUCAGCGAUGAAGAAUUAGAAAGGGAAGCCGAGGGUUUCAAAGAGCAAGGAAAUGCAUUUUACGUCAAGAAGGAUUAUGCAGAAGCUUUCAACUUCUACACUAAGGCCAUUGACAUGUGCCCCAAAAACGCCAGUUACUAUGGAAACCGUGCUGCCACUUUGAUGAUGUUGUGCCGACACAGAGAAGCUCUGGAAGACUCGCAACAGGCCGUGCGGUUAGACCAAAACUUCACAAAGGGCCAUCAACGAGAGGGCAAGUGUCACCUGUCCCUGGGAAACGCCAUGGCUGCCAUUCGUUGUUUCCAGCGUGUUCUGGAGCUGGAGCCGGAAAAUACUCAAGCGCCGCCGGAGAUCAAAAAUGCUGAAUCCAUCCUUGAAUACGAGCGAAUGGCUGAGAUUGGAUUUGACAAGAGAGACUUCAGAAUGGUUGUGUUCUGUAUGGACCGUGCCUUGGCCACAGCCGUCGCCUGUCACAGGUUCAAGAUCCUGAAGGCGGAGUGCUUAGCCUUAUUAGGACGCUACCCAGAGGCACAGUCUGUAGCAAGCGACAUCCUGCGAAUGGACUCGACAAACGCAGACGCUCUGUACGUGCGAGGGCUCUGCUUGUAUUAUGAAGACUGCAUCGACAAAGCCGUCCAGUUCUUCGUCCAGGCGCUGCGCAUGGCUCCAGACCACGACAAGGCCCGACUCGCCUGCAGAAACGCCAAAGCACUGAAAGCCAAGAAGGAAGAAGGAAACAAGGCUUUUAAGGAGGGGAACUAUGAAGCAGCCUACGACUUGUACUCAGAGGCCCUCACAAUAGACCCCAACAACAUCAAAACAAACGCCAAGCUGUACUGCAACAGAGCCACGGUGGGGUCUAAGCUGAAGUCACUAGACCAGGCUGUGGAAGACUGCUCCAAGGCCAUUAAACUGGAUGACACGUACAUCAAGGCUUAUUUAAGGAGAGCGCAGUGCUAUAUGGACACGGAACAGUUUGAAGAAGCCGUGCGAGAUUACGAAAAGGUUUAUCAAACAGAGAAGACAAAAGAGCACAAGCACCUCUUAAAAAACGCCCAGUUGGAGUUGAAGAAAAGCAAACGGAAAGAUUACUACAAGAUUCUGGGAGUGGAGAAGAACGCCACAGAAGAAGAAAUCAAAAAGGCCUAUCGCAAACGGGCGCUUUUACACCACCCAGACCGCCACAGCAGCGCGACCCCCGAGGUGCAGAAGGAGGAGGAGAAGAAGUUUAAGGAAGUGGGAGAGGCCUUCAGCGUCCUGUCAGACCCAAAGAAGAAGUCUCGCUACGACACGGGACAGGACCUGGAGGAGGAGGGCAUGAACAUGGGAGACUUUGACGCCAACAACAUCUUCAAGGCGUUCUUCGGCGGCCCUGGCGGAUUUAGUUUCGAAGGUUCAUCUGGACCUGGCAAUUUCUUUUUCCAGUUUGGUUAA
Messenger RNA from Knipowitschia caucasica, 1482 nucleotides. The record is from the annotation of a GenBank genome assembly. NCBI's taxonomy places the organism in Eukaryota, Metazoa, Chordata, Actinopteri, Gobiiformes, Gobiidae.